Ectocarpus siliculosus is the source of this 4227-nucleotide messenger RNA. The record is from the annotation of a GenBank genome assembly. Lineage: Eukaryota; Phaeophyceae; Ectocarpales; Ectocarpaceae.
AUGUCUAAGAAGGCGUUCAGGGCGGACAAGAGGCCCGACGGGUCUCUGGUGUGGACCGAGGACCCGGACAAGAUGUGGGUCCUGGUAGAGGUGCUGUCGCAGGACAACACGCUGCUGCGGGUGCGGAACAAGGCUACUGGCGAAACCCAGGAGAUCGAUCUGGGGUUCGGGGAGGCCCACCCACACAACCCCAAGGUGGUGGCGGACAUGACGUCGCUGCACCACAUCCACGAGGCCGGUAUCCUGCACAACCUAGGGCAGAGGGCCCAGAUCAAGGACCAGAAGGCCUACACAUUCAUGGGAACUGUCUUGAUCGCCGUGAACCCGCUGCGUAGGCUGGAGGACCCCCCCAUGGAGAGCUUCAUGAACCGGCCGCUCAACCCGGAGACUCCUCACCCCUAUGCCAUCGCCGAGCUGUCCUACCACCAGAUGCGGUUGGGAGCGGGACGGAAGGCGGCCAACCAGUCGAUCAUCGUGUCGGGAGAGAGCGGGGCGGGGAAGACGGAGUCGUCCAAGAUUAUUCUAAAGUUUUUGACACAUCGAUCCGUCGGAGGCGUAACGAGCCUAGAACAGAAGGUAGUGGACUCCUCUCCUAUCUUAGAGUCUUUCGGAAAUGCCAAGACGCUGCGAAACAACAACUCUUCGCGUUUCGGGAAGUUCCUGAAGAUGCAGUUCACCAGGGACAAGUACCGCCUCGCGGGAGCGUUCAUCGAGACCUACCUGCUGGAGAAGAGCCGCGUGCUUACCCAGUGCAAGGGGGAGCGUAACUUCCACAUCCUGUACGAGCUUGUGAAGGGGGCGGCGAAGUCUGGCCUUUCGAAGGACCUUCAGGUGUGGAAAACGCUUGCGGCCGUGCUCCACAUGUCCAACGUCGCCUUCGAGGGGAAGGAUGACGCUCAGGGGGAGGUGGCCGCCGUCAAAGACCCAGCGGCCUUGAAGAAGCUGUCGGCAUUGCUCGGCGUGGAGACUUCGCUGCUGGAGGCCAUGCUGACCCAGAGGGAGGUGAAGACGAUGGCGGAGACCUUCACCAAGAAGCUGGAGGUGCAGGACGCGAGCCUCACCCGCGACGCGAUCGUCAAGUCUCUCUACGAGUCCCGUACGUUCGUUGAGAUUGUUGAUCAGCGCACUUUUGGGGGGGGGGGGGGGCCCCACGUUGCUUUCCGCCCAAAAUGUUCGGGUGCGGCGGUGGCGGUGCGGGCGGUUGCGGUUCUGCACGGUGAUUGGCGUUAUUCCUGUGGAAUCGUGCGGAUCAUCAACACGUCGCUGGGGAAGGGGGAGGAGAGCUUGCCGUUCAUCGGGGUCCUGGAUAUCUUUGGUUUCGAGAACUUCGACACGAAGAACGAGUUCGAGCAGCUGCUCAUCAACUUCACCAACGAGAGCCUGCAGGACACCUUCAACAAGCAGGUGUUCAGCAACGAGCUCCGCCUGUACGAGGAGGAGGGGAUCGACGUGGUCGUGUCCAGCUGCCCCGACAACGAGGAAUGCCUCAAGAUGCUCUCUAGCAAACCCAAGGGCAUCAUCCCCAGCCUGGACUGCGUGUGCUCGGAGCCCAAGCCUACCGACGCGAGGUACCUGGACGGGCUCCACAAGACGUACGUGAGGCAUCAGCACUUCCCGAGGACCAAGCCAAAGGACAUGCGCGAGUGCUUUUCGGUGAAGCAUUACGCCGGCACGGUGAAGUACACGGUGGAAGGGUGGGUGGAGAGGAACAUGGACAGCAUUCCCGUCGCGUUCGCGGCAUCUCUGGGCACCAGCACCCAUAAGAGUCUUCCUUCCAAUCCCCCUCCCCCCCCCGAUAGGUACGUCGUGGAGCAGCUGCAGUGCCUGGGCAUCCUGCAGACGUGCGAAGUGCUCAAGGUCGGCAUGCCCACCCGCGUCACGUACGCCGAGCUCAAGGAGGUUCUUGGCGACAAGGCCGCUGAGGCGGACAAGCUGUUCAAGGGGGAGCCUGAGACCGCGCUCAUCGCGUCCAUCCUCUGGGCCUUCGAGGUGCCCUCGGAAGCAUUCCGGCUGGGCAGGACCCGCGUCUUCUUCCGUGCGGGUCAGAUCUCCACGGUGCAGAAGAUCCUCAACGAGACCGGCCCGGAGAAGGCUCCCUGGAUCAUGAAACGGCUGAAGGAUGCCCUCGCCAGCCGACAGGAGGCCAAGGCCGCGGCAGAGGAGGCUCAGGCGGCCAUGUCGGCGGCGGAGGCGGGCCUCAAGAAAGCGGAGGACGCCGCGGCGGCGGUGCUCGGGCCGAGGGGGGGCGUCGACAGCAGCGACGAGGACAGCGACGACGGCGUGCGGCUGAGGCAUCGCCUGGUCCCGACGUCCUCCUCCUCCGCGUCCGGGGUGAAGGAGGACGACCUGAGGGGCCUCGAGUCCGCCGCGAAGAGGGCCAAGACCGCCGGCAGCACGCUGCCGCAGAUCGAUGCGAUGGUCGGGGCCGCUCGGGAGGACAAGAUGGGCACGUACGCCGAGGGGCUGAUGGAUCGAGUCCUCGCCGCGUCGAAAGACGCGAUCGCAAAAGUCAAGGAUGCAGCGGCCAGGGGGGCCGAUCUGGAGAAGACGGUGGCGGACGUACGUGGGCGGGACGAGGCGACGGCGCUGCGGCGGCUAGGGGAGCUGCUCAAGGGGUUGCACACGGACUUCAAGGCGGCCCGGCGCACGGCCGAGAGCGCAUUGGAAGCGGCGGCCAAGUGCCAGGUGGACAAGACGCGCGAGCUCACGGCCGCUUCUAAGGCGCAGGCCACCAAGGUGGAAGGGCAGGCGAGGGAGGUGACGAACGUGGCCAGGGGGGCGGCGCAGGCGUCCGAGCGCCAGCGGGCGGCGUUCGAAGCUGCCACGAGCAAGGCGAAGGACGCCGACACCGCCGCGGAGAAGGCCAAGGCUGCCUUCGGCUCGUUGCGAGGGUUUAUGAAGGAGGCCACUGAAGAGGAGGAGGCGGCGAGGGUUUCCGCUCUCAAGAAAGCAGAAGAAGCCAAGAAGAACAAGAAAAAGGAACAGGAGGAGACCAUGGCCGCAGCGGCGGCGGCGGCAGCGGCAUCGUCGGCCGCCGAGGUGGAGGCAGAAGCUAGGGGGGUGAAGCCACCCGCGGCGCCGACGCUAGAGGAGCAGCAUCAGGAGGAGGACAAGGUCUCGGAGCUUGUGGUCAUCCCUUCCGCGGCGCCCGCAAACCGGCGGCUAUCGGCGAUCUCCAGGGUGCCUUCCUUGUCCGUCAAGAACCUCCUAGACUCGGACGCCGUCAAGUCGCCCGUCCCCAGCCCCACCCCAAGUCCCGACGUCUCAGUUUCGGAUUUCGGCGCCGGGGUGGAGAUGAUCGACGGGCCCAGGCUGGGAGGCAUGCCGACCCACAUGCGGAGCACCUCGGAGCGUUUCGAGGAGGCCAUGGAGGAUGGCUACAAGGAGGGAUACCUCAUGUCGCAGUCGAAGAUGAUGAAGAGAUGGACGCCCAGGUACUUCGUGCUCGACAACGGGUUCUUGUCCCACUACGAGAAGAUCAGCCUCGUGGGAACCAAGAAGCACAAGACAAUGGAACUGAAGGCCGAUUCCGUGACCCGUCCAACGAACCAGAUCAACACCUUUGGCGUCCGCACCGGGACCACGGAGUGGCUGCUGUUGGCACGGUCGAAGAAGGAGAUGAAGGCAUGGAUGGGGGCAAUCACGGACCAGAUCCACGCACUGUUCAUCCGGGAGUACAACGUACCAGGGGACGACUACCAGAGCCAAGGGACGUGGGGGCAGUGCUUCUACAAGAUGGCGGCCGGGGUGCGGCCGCAAUGGAUCAGAACGUUCCCCGUGCCCCAAGCCCCGCACACAGGGGACGGGCUCUUCGAAGGGGAGAUCAUCGAGGUUACCCAGGUGCUUGAGAACGAGGGCGUGAAGUUCCUCCGCAUGGCGAACGACCGGGGGUGGGCCUCCGCGCAGGACAUCGAAGCCGGCGACGGGACCGCGUUGUUCACGAAGGUGUCUGGAGAGCUGACGACGGAAACGCGCGAGCACAAUGUGCCAAUGAUUGCCAACCAGCCGGCGGUGGUCCUCUUCGGCCCCAGCUUGGAGUCGCAGGAAACGGGAGCCACUCUCAUGCCCGGCGAUAGCGUGCGAGUGGUGCAGCGGUACACUUCCGCGCCGGGGGUCGAGAAGAGGGACGGCCAGGCCUUCGUCAAGCUCAAGAAGACGGGCGGCUGGGUCCCGAUCAUGAAGAGCAACGGGGUCGUGGGAGUCGUGCCGCAUAACCCUCGUGGGUGA